Cryptococcus deneoformans JEC21 is the source of this 755-nucleotide messenger RNA. RefSeq lists its product as hypothetical. The transcript is spliced from 6 exons. The record is from RefSeq and is a predicted model, not a curated record. Lineage: Eukaryota; Fungi; Basidiomycota; Tremellomycetes; Tremellales; Cryptococcaceae. The coding region runs from base 88 to 651 and encodes 187 amino acids.
CGUAAAUCGUUUUGGUGUGCGUGUUUUCCAUUUAAACUAUAUGUUCCUACUGUAAUCUGCACACUCAUUCCUGAACAUAACAUCCAUAUGUCUCUUCGAGCCCUCACAUACUCCUCUAGCGUUCUGUACAAGCCCUUUGCACUGAGGAGCGUAAGAGGUUUGGCCACUAAGGCUGCAGACGUACCGCCUUUACCGCCUUUCAACGACGAGACGGCGCACAAGAAAGUGAAGGCAGCCCAAGACAAAUGGAAUACUAAAAACCCCUCUCUUAUAUCCCCAGCCUACACUCCAACUUCGAUCUGGCGCAACCGAGAUGAAUUCUUUUCGGGCACCGCUGCCAUCGAGGACUUUCUGACAAGGAAGUGGGAAAAAGAGAAGAACUACAGAUUGCGAAAGGAGCUCUUUGCUUUUAAUGGGAAUAAAAUUGCGGUCGAAUUCUGGUACGAGUAUUCAGAGACGGAUGAUCCCUCCAGUCAGUGGUACAGGACUUACGGUCUCGAACAUUGGGUUUUUGCGGAAGAUGGGCGGAUGAAAAGCCGGCAGAUGAGUGGGAACACUGUCAAGAUCGCAAAUGAGGAGAGAUGGUUUAAAGAUGGAGUAGACGUAAACGAAGGACAGAUUCCCCCAGGCCACAUCUCUUCUGAAAAGUGACACGCACACUUCAUGAGAAAUGAACUUACAAAAUUGUUACACAUGAUCGUUGACGAAAUCGAUAGGCGCUGAAGCCGGAUGUAUAUGCAUAAUCUACGAGACCG